Molecule: messenger RNA, 1110 nt
Organism: Oryza sativa Japonica Group (Japanese rice)
Lineage: Eukaryota; Viridiplantae; Streptophyta; Magnoliopsida; Poales; Poaceae
Product: ethylene-response factor C3
Biological process (GO): ethylene-activated signaling pathway; regulation of DNA-templated transcription
Molecular function (GO): DNA binding; DNA-binding transcription factor activity
Source: RefSeq, a predicted model, not a curated record
CCGUCCAUUUAUUCAUACUCGAUCUAUUAUUCGGCGGCGGCUGCCUCUGCUUGCUUGUGACUGUCGUGUCUGUGCGUGUGUGUGUACGUACAUACUCCAGUAUAUAUAUGCAUUGCUGCAUGUCGCUUCAUCCUCACCGCCGCCACGGCGACGGCGACGUCGACGGAUCAGCAUCAGGAUCAGGAUCAGCGCGCCUCACCGCCGGCCUCAUCAACUUCCUCGAAUCGCGUCGCGCCGGCGCCAUGAGCACCACCAACAGCUCAUCCUCUGUCUCUGUCCCAGCCAUGGACGCCCAUGGACAGGAGGAGGAGGAGGAGCCGAUGCAGGUGCAGCAACAGCAGGCGUUCCGCGGGGUGCGCAAGCGGCCAUGGGGCAAGUUUGCGGCGGAGAUCCGCGACUCGACGCGCAACGGCGUGCGCGUGUGGCUGGGCACGUUCGACAGCGCGGAGGAGGCGGCGCUGGCCUACGACCAGGCGGCGUUCGCCAUGCGCGGGUCGGCGGCGGUGCUCAACUUCCCCAUGGAGCAGGUGAGGCGUUCCAUGGACAUGUCCCUCCUGCAGGAAGGGGCGUCGCCGGUGGUGGCGCUGAAGCGGCGGCACUCCAUGCGAGCGGCAGCAGCGGGGCGGCGGCGCAAGAGCGCUGCACCUGCACCGGCGGAUCAGGAAGGCGGAGGAGGGGUGAUGGAGCUGGAGGACCUGGGACCUGACUACCUGGAGGAGCUGCUAGCCGCCUCUCAGCCCAUCGAUAUCACCUGCUGCACAAGCCCAAGCCACCACUCCAUCUGAUCUCUACUCGUAUUCCUCACACGCGCAGAGGAUGCACAUCCUCUGCACUACACUUGUACUAGCAGUGGUUAACAUGUGGAUCCGGUUCCAUGCUCUGAUUGUUGCUUAUAUUUUUCAAGGAAUAUAAACAAAUCCGAUCCUGAGUUAAUUAGUGUAAAUAUAUAGAUUUUGGGUUUCAGGAUUACCAUUUUUAUUUUUGGUGGCACCAUCCAGCUUAACAUUGCUCCGAUUCACAAAAAGAAAAAGAAAACACUCCUACUGUACAUAUACAUAUAUGGGCGAGCAAAUUAAAGCGGGAAAUGACGCUGUGUUUGAAAUCGUCUAA